AUGGCGUCCUUACCCAGCAGCAGCAGCGCCAGCAGCAGCAGCUGCGCCAGCAGCAGCAGCAGCAGGACUCAGAACAGCUGGAUCGUCCGCAGCCAGCAGCAGAGCCAGCAGCAGAGCCAGCAGCAGAACCAGCCCAGGCCCAUCCAGAUCAGCUUCGAGUCCCAGCGCCAGAAUGAGGUCCGUGUCCAGAUCGAGAGUGGGUUCCAGGGUGAGGAGACCAGGCGCCAGACCCUGACUGUCCAGCGCCAGACCAGCAGCAGCCAGCCCGAGGCCACCUUCCAGACCUCCCAGGGCCAGCAGCAGCAGUGGCAGUCCCGCCAGCAGCGCCAGCAGUCCGAGAGGCGCGAGCAGGAGCAGCAGAUCCGUGAGCAGCAGGAGACCCAGCAGCAGAUCAGGCAGAUCAGGCGCCAGCAGCAGGAGUACGAGGACCAGCAGCAGGAGACCCUGCAGCAGCUGCAGCAGCAGGAGCGUGACAUCAACCGCACCCCUGAGGACCGCAUCCGUGUGAGGCAGCAGCGCCAGCAGCAGCAGCAGCAGGUGCAGCAGCAGGUGCAGCAGUUCCAGCAGCAGAUCCAGCAGAUCCAGCGCCAGCAGCAGCAGCGUGAGCAGCAGCGCGUCCAGCGUCAGCAGCAGAACACCCUGACCAACACCUUCCUGCAGAUCGUCCGCAGCCUGCCCAGGCAGCAGCCCCAGGUCCAGCCUGGCUGUGUUCUGGUCCAGCAGAGCCUCUGGUCUGAGUGCCAGUCCGACAGGCAGUGCAGCCAGGGUGAGCAGACCCGCCGCGUCUCUGUGGCCUGCGAUCCUCAGGCUUCCCGUACCCAGCAGCAGCAGGACAGGAAGACCCUGUGGUCCUCUCAGGAGGAGCAGAGCCAGCAGUGCCAGACUUUCGUCGAGAGCCGUCCUUGCCAGAACUGCAAAUGCCAGGGUGUGAUGACCCGCAUCCGGCAGUCUCACCGUAACGGCGCCUGCUACUCUACCCAGAAGUUCCUGCAGUGCGAGCGCCCCUGCAAGGGUGUCGACGAGACCUUCCAGAAGGUCUCCUUCAACUGCCCCCACCUCAGUGCCAAGACCGACCGUGACCAGACUCACUUCACCGCCGGUAUCGAGGUUCCCCAGGACUGCGUGUGCCCCGCCCACCAGUGCGUGGACUCCCGCAGGACCUCCGACAUCUUCCGUUACGGCAGCAGCGAGUCCGGAUCCCGCUCCAACGUCCAACGAGAAUACGCGCUGGAAUUCUCGCAGCCGUAG
Branchiostoma belcheri (Belcher's lancelet) is the source of this 1248-nucleotide messenger RNA. RefSeq names its product putative mediator of RNA polymerase II transcription subunit 26. The record is from RefSeq and is a predicted model, not a curated record. Bases 1 to 1248 code for a protein of 415 amino acids. The transcript is spliced from 8 exons. NCBI's taxonomy places the organism in Eukaryota, Metazoa, Chordata, Leptocardii, Amphioxiformes, Branchiostomatidae.